AUGUCUGGAGCUUUUGCGCAAAAUAGCUCUAGAUACGUAAUCGCUCAUGAAGCAACAAGUGCCAAGCGUCUUUUAGACGAGAAUGAACAUAUCAUCGAGUUAGUUUCUGACCUUGCUAGAAAAGGUCGAUUCCGUGAAUCGGUCCAACUUCAGGCCGUUCUUCAACGUAAUUUAGUGUAUCUUGUGUCGUCAGUUGAUCAGAAUAACUUGGAUUCAAAGCAACCAGUUGAUGCUGACACUGUUGCUAAAUAG
Molecule: messenger RNA, 252 nt
Organism: Schistosoma guineensis
Lineage: Eukaryota; Metazoa; Platyhelminthes; Trematoda; Strigeidida; Schistosomatidae
Source: the annotation of a GenBank genome assembly